AUGUUAAAGUUUUGAGGCGCUCAACAGUAACGAAAACGUAGUGAAGAAAAAAAACAAAUUUACAAUUUUAAGUAAUAUACCAUCUGCAAUUAUUGCGCAGACAAUCCGCAGGCAAUGUCGAGUUUACAACGUACAAUACUUAAGUCGAAACUGCCACCCACCAUUCCGGGUGGCCGGAUUGGCAGAGCAGAUUCCUUUAAAAAGUCACGUAUAAGGGACUACAAGCCAUGCAUGUGGAACGAGUUCUUUGCCGAGAAGGCAGAUGUCGCCGUGGAUGAGCACCGAACAUUUCGCGUCUAUAAAACUAAACAGCCUGAGAAACCGGGCCCCGUAUUGUUAUUACUGCACGGUGGGGGCUAUUCGGCGCUUACCUGGGCGCAUUUCUGUUCGGAAGUGACAAGCAUGAUACACUGUCAGUGCCUGUGCAUCGACCUUCGGGGACAUGGCGACAGCAGAGUGGAUGACGAGGACGACUUGUCGGCAGACACUCUUUCAAAGGACAUUGGCGAUUUGGUCGUGAAACUGUAUCCCGAGGAGGUGCCACAAAUCUAUGUGGUUGGCCACUCGAUGGGCGGUGCUAUUGCUGUACAUUUUGCAUAUAUGGCGUUGGUGCCGAGUCUGAUUGGCAUCACAGUCAUCGAUGUCGUCGAGGGCACGGCAAUGGAAGCUUUGGCUAGUAUGCAAAGCUUUCUGCGCUCGCGUCCCAAAUACUUUCAGAGCAUACCAAAUGCCAUCGAAUGGUGCAUACGCAGCGGACAGGUGCGAAAUGUGGACAGUGCCAAAGUCUCGAUGCCUGGACAAAUAAUCAACUGUACAACGAAUAAAUUGGCAACGAAUGAUCUUCCCCUGACGGAUGAAGUGCUGGAGGAGGCGCAUCAUACAAGCAUGUUUCCCAAUGCAUUUAGCAUUUCCGAAGAUGAAGAGGUGGGCAAUGCCGGUGAAGAUGCAACCGAAAGUGUCGACUUCAAGAAACCCACAACGACCAAGGCUGCAACUGAUGCGGCUAAGAACUAUACCUGGCGCAUCGAUCUGGCCAAAUCGGAAAAGUAUUGGGUCGGCUGGUUUUCGGGCCUUAGCGACAAGUUCCUUAAUUUGAGAUUACCCAAACAGUUACUUCUGGCUAGCAUCGAUGGACUAGAUCGCACCCUAACCGUUGGCCAGAUGCAGGGACGCUUCCAGAUGCAGGUGUUGGCACGCUGCGGUCACGCCGUACACGAGGACCGUCCACACGAGGUAGCCGAGGUAAUCAGCGGCUAUUUGAUACGCAAUCGUUUCGCGGAGGCCGCAGGCGAGUUUCGCUGCCACAUGCCAUCCUGUUAAGCGACGUCCUUGUACAAUUGUAGCACAAAAUGUCUAUUUUUAAAUGGAGCAUUACAGAUUGCGUAUACAUAUAUGUACACACAGAAACAUAGAGAAUAGAUACAGAAGAUAUACUCGAGACGUAAUAUCUAUAUAUAAAUAUAUACUCCAAUAAUUUAUUCGAUUACUUAAACAAA
Drosophila novamexicana is the source of this 1496-nucleotide messenger RNA. RefSeq names its product protein phosphatase methylesterase 1. NCBI's taxonomy places the organism in Eukaryota, Metazoa, Arthropoda, Insecta, Diptera, Drosophilidae. The record is from RefSeq and is a predicted model, not a curated record. The coding region runs from base 115 to 1320 and encodes 401 amino acids. Gene Ontology annotation, biological process: protein demethylation. Gene Ontology annotation, molecular function: protein methylesterase activity. The transcript is spliced from 6 exons.